CCGUUGUCCACUCAGUGCCACUCUGCUGCCUGGCUCGUCACUUGAAAUGGAGACUCCCCGCGAUGAGAUACAAAAGGCAUGUGUGCUGGGAUCGGGAGCGUUCGGGACAGCCCUGGCACAGUUAAUGGCAAGAAAGGGGGUGCCGACAACAGCGUGGACACGAUCUCAAGAUGUCACAGACCUCAUCACAAGCACCCACGAGAAUACCCCGUACUUGCCGGGCAUCAAGCUGAGCGAGCUUGUCGUGGCCACUACGGAGGUGUCGGAGGCCGCGGAAGGCUCCAGCAUCGUCUUCAUCGUCGUGCCUACGCCCUUCGUCAGAGAUUUCAUCGUCAAGCAUAGAGACAAGAUCCCAACGGGGGUCCCAAUCGUGGUCUGCUGCAAGGGCAUUGAGAACGGCUCGCUGCUCACGCCUUUCGAGAUUCUGGAAGAGGAACUGCCGGGAAAGUACCACAAGCACCUGGCCUGUCUAUCCGGACCCUCCUUCGCGAGAGAGGUAGCGCUCGGGAAGCCCACCUCUGUCACUGUGGCAGCCAAGGACAUGGCCUGCGCGAGGAAGGUCCAGGAGAUGGUGAGCGACCUCAACUUCCGCGCCUACACCUCGGACGACGUGAUGGGGCUCGAGCUCUUCGGGGCGGUGAAGAACGUUCUGGCGAUCGCGUGCGGGGCGAGCGAUGGGUUCGAGUUCGGGCUGAAUGCGAGGGCGGCGCUGAUCACGAGGGGCCUAGCGGAGAUCUCGCGCAUGGCGGUGAAGAAGGGGGCUUCGCCACUGAGCAUGGGGUCCCUGUGUGGUGUGGGGGACCUGGUGCUCACUUGCACUGGCUCUCUCUCGCGUAACUGGACCGUGGGAAACAGACUGGCGAGGGGGGAGGACCUUGAUACCAUCACGACCAGCAUGCGGAUGGUAGCGGAGGGGGUUAAGACUGCGAGUUCGGUGGUUGCACUCAGCGCUAAGAUGGGGGUGGAGAUGCCUAUCUGCCAAGAAGUUCUCCACAACAAGAAGCCGGUCAUGGAAGCGUUGGCGUCCCUUCAAGGCCGACCGCACUCCCACGACCUCAGCCUCGAGCUCAAGCACUCGGAAGGCUGGAAGAGUAUGGGCGUGGGACACCCUUAGGCGUAACAGAUGAUCCGUGACGACAAACACCCGGAAGGCCAACCUCAAAAUUGCGGCCCCCGCCCGAUAAAGGUUAAAGGGGACUUGCUUGCUUGUCACUCAGCUUUCGUAGCGUGGAGUCAAUCCGUGACGACAAACACCCGGAAGGCCAACCUCAAAAUUGCGGCCCCCGCCCGAUAAAGGUUAAAGGGGACUUGCUUGCUUGUCACUCAGCUUUCGUAGCGUGGAGUCAGGAGAACGUCAGACGGCGUUGUUAAGGAGGCUAUGCAUAGACUUUCUACUCUGCGGGAUGGCGGGUACAGCAGUACCAGUGCCUUCGUGCAGACAGACAGCGCAGGACGUUCAGGCUCCGAACACUUCGAAAGACGAACGUUACAACGUUAGGUAAAUUGUGUACACGCGCGACAAAUAUAUUGUUCGAAUCAAUUGGUUGUCGAGGUGUACUGUACGGCCCCCUGGAAGGGUGCAGCAGGUGGUACAACAGUCGAAGCGUGAGCCCACCAAUGAAUCCAGGCUGCUGCUAAAAAGUUGUUGCCUAAAUCUGUGCUUUCAUUGUUCUGUUCGAUUUAGUCAUGUGCUGGGAAUUUAACUAGGUUGGGAACCUCUUGCAGAGUCAUCGAUGUCUUGCAAAUUGCGUGUGCACUUUUUAAGCCCUUUCUCUGUGUUGAGGUUGCUCUGGA
Messenger RNA from Ectocarpus sp. CCAP 1310/34, 1794 nucleotides. The record is from the annotation of a GenBank genome assembly. NCBI's taxonomy places the organism in Eukaryota, Phaeophyceae, Ectocarpales, Ectocarpaceae.